This is a messenger RNA of Penicilliopsis zonata CBS 506.65, 2146 nucleotides long. RefSeq lists its product as hypothetical. The record is from RefSeq and is a predicted model, not a curated record. Gene Ontology annotation, cellular component: nucleus. Lineage: Eukaryota; Fungi; Ascomycota; Eurotiomycetes; Eurotiales; Aspergillaceae. Bases 429 to 1958 code for a protein of 509 amino acids. Gene Ontology annotation, biological process: positive regulation of transcription from RNA polymerase II promoter by galactose. The transcript has 6 exons. Gene Ontology annotation, molecular function: DNA-binding transcription factor activity, RNA polymerase II-specific; RNA polymerase II cis-regulatory region sequence-specific DNA binding; zinc ion binding.
AAGGAAGUAGUUAUAAUUAUCUGACCCCUCUUUGCCACCGACAGCGCCGAUCGUCCACUGGGGCCGGAUCAUUUGUGGCAAAUCCCAUCAAUUUUUCCUUUCUACCCCAGUCCAGGCCUCAUAGCGGGGAGGAAGGAUAUAACACCAUAAUCCAACUGAUACCAACUGAUACUACCCGAUACCUACGAUAUAGCGGGAGGGCAGACUGCUGUUGGUUGAUCAGAAAGUGACCAGUUCCGCACCACACGCCAUCGAAUCAAUAAUGUCACAUUAAAAUCCUUGCUGAACCGGAAAACAAUUCCUGUUUCCACCAACAGGCCGACGCUUUCAUCCUUAUUCCCCCCCGGCAUUUCCCCCUCCUCCUGGUCGAACCGACCUGAGGGUUGCUUCCUCUCCAAGGAGAGGAGUCAAUAAUAAGCGUCACAGCGAUGAGCGCAACAAAAUCCGUGCUGCCUGUCGAAGGCGACGACGGCCACGCGCAUUCUGCCAAGAGGAAAAACGUAUCGAUAGCGUGUAAUAACUGCCGAUCGCGGCGACUCAAAUGUUCUGCCACGUUGCCGUCGUGCAUGCGAUGUACGGAGAACGGGAAGAUAUGUAUCUACGAGCAAGAUGACAACCGCAAAAAAGCUGUCUGGAAAUCACGAGUCGAUAGGCUACAGGCCGAGAAUGAGCGCCUCAAGAGUAUCAUCGAACGGCUUAAGGGCAGUACAGAUGCCGAUGCCGCGCAGCUUUUGCAGCAGCUGAGAGGUGGUGAUUCCGAUUCGACCAGCGCCAGCAGCAUGCGGACGGCCAAGGAUAGCAGUUCGCCUGGACAAACGCCUCCGACGGAGCCAUCAAUGUCGCAAGAUGCGACGAUGCCGACGAUGCCCCCUGAUAGCAUUGGCGAGAUUCUGAUGCAGGCCGUCGGACCCGACCCAGACGCUUUCAUAGCGGAGGUCAAGGUCUCUAACCUUCCACCCGAGCAGCUCACCCGACAGGCGAUCCACGCAUUCUUCUCAUGCGGCGCGACGUUAUUCUAUAUCACGACAGAAGAGGAGGCUGCAGCCUUGAUCACCGAGGUGUACCACAGUGACACGAUCGACACGGAGGACAUCUGUGACAUGUGCGCCCUCGCGGCGAUCGGCAGCCAGUAUGCCGUCACCCAGAUCCCGUCUGCAAUGAGAGAUCUAUACUUCCGAUACGCGUGUGCUCUCAUGCAUGGUACCAUGGAGAAGGAUGACAUGCGCAGCAUGCGGGUGUUUAUCUGUCUGUCAAUGGUGUCGAUCAUGGAGAAACGCCAACGGGCGCCGAGGUUGAUUGCCUACGGUCUCAAGAUCGCUCGGUACAAUCUUCUUGGCCGGAUCCACAGCGCUGAAGAAGAAACAUGGCCCGAAUGGGCGCGGCUUAUGCGAACAUUAGCCUUUAUGGAAUGCUGGCUCUCCUUCACUCUUGGGUUCAGUUUCAAACUGACGAACAAGGACAUGGUGUUGAUUUCGCAGUUGCGUGUCGAAGACCCAGAUGUGGUCAGCGCAGACCUGAUCCAGAUGCAAAUGAGCCGGAUCGCCCUGCUCUGCGCUCAGAUCUACUCGGAGAUCUGCCACAUGAAGGAGCCGGCGUGGGAGACGGUGAACGAACGUCUGCGACAGGCCGACCGCUGGUCGCAAGAGCUCCCCGCCGCGCUGCAGCUCCAGACGCUGCUGCAGGUUGGUGACGACGGUCUGUCCGCUCCCCGGCGACGGGCGCUCUUCCUCGUGCACAUGAUCCACAUCGGCAGCCAUGUGCUGCUCUACCAGCACGUGCUGGGGACGACGUGGCGGACGGUUACAGCAGGAGAUCCGUUCAGCGUCAUGGGCUUUCUCCAGUCUUCGGCGUGCAUCCACAGCGCUUAUACGGCUGUCACGCGGCAGCAGUCCCAGAUGUGCUUCAUGCUCUACCGGCAAAACGGAGUUUUCCAGCGUUGCUGGCUCGUCAUGUGGUAACACGUCAUUCCAUUCGAGCAUUCUUCUCCUGUUGAGCAUGACACACCGCCUGCUGAUGGGACAAGCGGCGUCGACACUGGCGGACGACAUGCAGCUGGUGGAAUGUAGCCUCGAGAUCCUCACCUUCUGCGGCCAGGCGGAUCCGUCGGCGGCGAAUUUCCUGCAGAGGCUGGCGCCAACAGUGUCUG